This is a messenger RNA of Funneliformis geosporum, 1124 nucleotides long. NCBI's taxonomy places the organism in Eukaryota, Fungi, Glomeromycota, Glomeromycetes, Glomerales, Glomeraceae. The record is from the annotation of a GenBank genome assembly.
GCUCUAGCUUAUAUAAUGCUUAUGACCGAAAUGAGGUAAAAGAUAAAUUAGUAUUCAAAAUUGACCAAGAUGGUUAUCAUGCCUCCAAAUUUUCUGUUGCUAACGACAUUUCUGAAGUUUAUGGCUUAUCUGGGAUUCAUGAAUAUAUUAAUGGUCAAAAAGCUUUAAGAGCUAUAAUUGAUAUAGAUACUUUAGCCUUGUAUCGAAUUCUUAAUUAUAACUGGAAAGAUAUUCUCAAUGGUUUAGUAAUCACUACAUCAUCAGAUCCUAGCAAGUGUAGCUACCAUAUUUUAUACGCACUAGUUCUUCUUAUUAAUCAUCACGAACUCAAAGCAUUUACUAAAUUAGUAUAUACCAUAACUGAUCAGGAUGUAUUGCAAAAAUGUGCAAAACUUGUUUUGCAAAAUCAUUCUAAUUAUCUUAGGGAUUGUACUAUUGAAGAAAAGGACUUAAAAAACUUCGUAUAUUUCAACCAGAAAGGUCCACUAGAAUGCCUACUAUGUAAACGUAUGCAUGACAAAGAUCAGGUGUGGUUCAAUGAUAUAUAUGUUAGCAGUGGAACAUUCAUUGUAAAAUGCUUUCAGCAAGAUAUUGAUAAACCUGGAGAAGUUUUUGAAUGUGACUCAUCUAUCACAGAAAAAAUUAGACAAGAAAAUAAAAAUUUUUCACAAUUAUCUCACAAGGUAAAAGUUUUCAAUUUUCCUAAAGCUUUCGUAAAAUUUUCAUCUUGGAUCAAGUAUAAUAAACCCCUUACAGCAACAGAAAUAUAUGAGAAGAGGUAUAUAAAACUAUUAUCUAAUGAAAGUGAUAUUUAUGUUAGAUCACCUUGGAAAACAGGAAAAACAUAUAUUCUUGAAAAUCUGGCUAUUUCUGAUGAUGUAAAUUUGCUUAUAUUAUCUAUGCGUCACUCUUACUCAAAUAUUAUUAUUACAAGACUUAAUUUUAAAUCAUAUUGUGAUAUUGAUGGUAAUAUAAAUCUACCUGAUUAUAAGAGGGUAGUGUGUCAGAUAGAGAGUCUACAUCGUAUUAUCAAUAAUUGCAAAUAUGAUAAAAAGUGUAAAAGUUCUCUGAGUCAAUAUGAUUUAUGGCUUGAUGAAAUAGUAUCUAUAAUUGCUCAAGCAUAA